Danio rerio (zebrafish) is the source of this 1572-nucleotide messenger RNA. RefSeq names its product glypican 2 (gene gpc2). Gene Ontology annotation, biological process: regulation of signal transduction. The record is from RefSeq and is marked provisional. Gene Ontology annotation, cellular component: plasma membrane; extracellular matrix. Lineage: Eukaryota; Metazoa; Chordata; Actinopteri; Cypriniformes; Danionidae.
AUGAAGAUGAUGAAGGUGGUGAUGAAGAUGAUGAUGGUGGUGGUGGUACUACUGCCGGUGCUGUGCGGUGCAGCGCGAAGCUGCGCGGAGUCCCGCCGGGUGUACGCGGAGAAUCACGGCUCCAUCCCCGCCCCGCAGACGCUCAUCAGCGGAGAACACCUGCGCUUCUGUCCGCGUGACUACACCUGCUGCUCCAGCCACAUGGAGGACACACUCGCGCAACACAGCCAACAACACUUCCUGUCUGCGGUUCGGGACUCCAGCCAUUUCCUGUUCUCCAGCUUCAGCCACACACACCGCAGGUUUGACGAGUUGUUCCGGAAGCUGAUCGACGUGUCGGAGGAGUCCAUGAGUGAGAUGUUCACACACACGUACGGCCGCCGCUACACACAGAAUGCUCACAUCAUCACACAGCUGUUCACAGACCUGCGCCGCUACUACACCGGUAGUGUGUGUGUGCAGGUGUCGAGAGCGUUCACGGCUGCGCGCGCACUGGUUCAGGCUCUAGCGGCCGGCAGAGAGAUCGUCAGCAAGGCCACACAGCUGCGCGCGGGGCCAGAGUGUGUGCGCGCGCUCAUGCGUCAGUGGUUCUGUCCUCUGUGUCGGGGUCUUCCGUCACUCAAGCCCUGUCAUUCGCUGUGCCUGAACAUCAUGAAGGGCUGUCUGGCCAAUCAGGCGGAUCUAAACAGCGAGUGGAACAGCUUCAUUGAUGCUCUGACAGUGGUGGUGGAGAAACUCGGCGGGCCGUUUAACUUUGAGCUGGCUGCGGACGCCAUCGCUGUGACGGUUUCUGAAGGCAUCAUGAACAUGCAAGAGAACAGCAUCAGCAUCUCUGCUAAGGUGUUUCAGGGCUGUGGGAUUCCUCGUCCAGUUCCUGGCAGAAACAAGCGUUCUGCUGCAGAAAGAGAUGCAAAACCCAAAUUCAGGAGCUUCAGAACCGAGGAGAAACCCAGCAGCGGCUCCGGGACGGACCUGGACCAACUGGUGCAGGAGCUGCAGGCGCGUCUGAAGCCGAUGCGGGGCUUCUGGUUGGCCCUCCCACACACCAUCUGCAGUGACGAACACACAGCAGCAGACGUCACUAACGAGGAGCAGUGCUGGAACGGGCAGACGCGCGGCAGGUACCUGCCAGCAGUCACUGCUGACGGUCUGCUGAAUCAGCUCAAUAACCCAGAGCUGGAGCUGGACGUCUCUCGGCCGGACACUCGCACGCGGCAGCUAAUGAUGGAGCUGCGCGCGGCUAUACACACACUCCGACUCGCACAGCACGGACGAGACACACACUUCACAGACGGUGAGCUGGAGCCUGGCAGUGGCUCAGGGGGUGGAGCUAGCGAGCGGUUCAGUGAUGAUUGGCCAGGAUACACUUCAUUCUCUUCACCCAGAAAUACUCCUGUGGACAAGCCACUCCGUCCACAUGGCAGACCCCGCCCCAACGACUGGCUCCGCCCUCAAGACACCCCCACUAAUAAAAAGAAAAUCUGGCUAAAUGGACGAAGCCAAUCAGACGCGCUCAGACCUUCCCCUGCUCUGCCUCUGAUGUUCUGCUUUACUCUCUGUCUGUGUCUGUAA